Aspergillus mulundensis is the source of this 1572-nucleotide messenger RNA. Its product is annotated as threonine--tRNA ligase MST1. The record is from RefSeq and is a predicted model, not a curated record. The coding region runs from base 1 to 1572 and encodes 523 amino acids. Gene Ontology annotation, biological process: threonyl-tRNA aminoacylation. Gene Ontology annotation, molecular function: threonine-tRNA ligase activity; ATP binding. Gene Ontology annotation, cellular component: cytoplasm. The transcript has a single exon. NCBI's taxonomy places the organism in Eukaryota, Fungi, Ascomycota, Eurotiomycetes, Eurotiales, Aspergillaceae.
AUGCGCCGAUUAUCUCCGUUACUACGACAUUCAAUACCAUUCAAGAGGCCUGGCGGCUAUCGAUAUCCGCCAACCAGGAUCCAAUGGCUCUCAUCGACGUCUCUACGGCGAUGCUCAUGCUCUGACCAACAACCACAGCAACAGCCCCCCGAAAAUCAAGCUGCAUCCUCGGCCGACUAUCGCGCUCUAGGAACAGCUCAAGACCUCUUCACCACAUCUAUCUACAGUCCCGGAUCACCUCUAUUCCUUCCGAACGGCACUCAUAUCAUCAACAAGCUUAUCUCUUUCCUCCGUACACAAUACCUCCAGUAUGGGUUUCGCGAGGUCCUGACGCCGACAAUCUACAAGCAAUCGCUCUGGGAGGUUUCAGGCCACUGGAAAAAUUACAAAGAUGACAUGUACGAAGUACGCGGGCGUGGGGCCCUGGGAGAUACAGAGGGGGAUGCUGGGGAGGACGAGUCCUACGGGCUAAAACCGAUGAACUGCCCGGGACAUUGCUUGCUUUUCAAGUCACAGAACCAUUCAUACCGCGAGCUUCCUAUACGUUAUGCCGACUUUAGUCCGCUACACCGAAACGAGGUUUCUGGUUCGUUGAGCGGCCUCACGCGUGUUCGGCGAUUCCACCAAGAUGACGGUCACAUCUUUUGUCGACCGCAACAAAUCAAGGGGGAAAUCAAAUCCGCGCUUGGAUUCGUCGACUUGGUGAUGUCAACAUUUGGAUUAGGGCCAUAUCGAUUGGUCCUGUCGACAAGGCCUGAGAAGGAUUUCAUCGGCGAUCUUCAGCUGUGGGACAGUGCGGAAGCUCAGCUGCGCGAAGCUCUAGAUCAAACUGGAAAGGAGUGGGCGAUUAACGAAGGCGAUGGUGCAUUUUACGGGCCCAAGAUUGAUAUUCAGCUACAGGAUCAAGCUGGAAAGUAUCAUCAGUUGUCUACUAUUCAGCUGGACAUGAACCUGCCUCGGCGGUUCGAACUGGAGUACCAAGUCGCGGAAGGGGAGGAAGACUAUAACCCGGAUACACCCGGAAGAGCAACGCCCGUCAUGAUUCACCGGGCUAACUUUGGCUCUCUGGAGCGUUUCCUCGCCUUGCUCAUUGAGCAAUACUCCGGCCGCUGGCCGUUCUGGCUAUCUCCUCGGCAAGGCAUUAUUUUGACAGUAAACCAGGACGAUGCUGUUGUAAACCAGGCGCACGAAGCUGCGGCAAAGAUCUCCGGAUUUAAAGCUCUCGACCAAAGCGCGGCCGAUGGAAUCCCUAAGCCUCUGUCAGCUACAGACUCCACGUUUAUGAUCGAUGUCGAUGCGAGCCCGCAGACGCUCAGCAAGAAGAUCCAGAGGGCCAAGCAGAUGAAAUAUAAUCUCGUUUUUGUCCUCGGCCCGAAGGAUUUAGCAGAGUCUCGGAUCACUGUUGAUGUUACGGGCCAGCUGAACAGCAAACCUGACCGGAGUGCCGAGACGCUGCGGGCAGUGCUAGCCAAACAGGUCGGGGAGAAAGCUCUGCAGAAACCACGAGCGAUUGCAUUGCCGGUUGACCAAGUUCAUAAUUUACUGGUGCAGCUGGACAAGCACUUUGUAUGA